Molecule: messenger RNA, 521 nt
Organism: Vicia villosa (hairy vetch)
Lineage: Eukaryota; Viridiplantae; Streptophyta; Magnoliopsida; Fabales; Fabaceae
Exons: 3
Coding region: 50-379 (109 amino acids)
Source: RefSeq, a predicted model, not a curated record
UGGUAACAUCCUCAAACAAACUUAACAUUUUCAACUUUAACUUAACCAAAUGGGUUUGUCAUUGGUGAUUUUUCCAGUCUUCCUCUGCAUUAUAACGGCUGUUAUUGGUCUUCCUUAUGAACAUCAGAAGAUUACAUCUUUGCCGUUCAACAAGGAACAAAGUGGAGGAAUAGCUUAUAAGUGGAACUAUAUGGUUGAAAAUCAGUGCAAGCAACAUCAAUAUGUUUCAUCAGAAGGAGAAGGAGCACCAACAUGCUUUGCAUCGACUGAUUGUCCGACCGCCCCAGAGUUGUGUGAUCACUUCUGCAAAAUUACACUAGCCGCUAGUGGUGGAUAUUGUAGAAAUGGGGAGGGCACAUGUUGUUGCAACAAGAUAUAAGUAACAUCUCUAUUUGUAAUUGAACAAUGGCGAGUUUUUUUUUUUUUUUUUUUCGUUUCGAUUCAGUAAAUUAACGAUUUCAAAAUAUUAUAAAAUGUUUGAAUAUGAAGCAUAAUUUAAUGCAUAUGAUUUAUUCUAUGAA